AUGGCUAUAAAUAAUAGACCAUUCGUCGCUUUUUCUUCUUCUCUUGAGCUCUCUUUGGAAAAUCUCUCUUGAAAGAAAGGGAACAUAACCCUGGCCAUGGCUUUUUCUGAGGUCAACAUCGAAAAGUCCGCCGCUAGCCAUGUUGAAACCGUCUUUGGCAGCGGGGCUAUCAUCGAGGCUAAACAUGCUUCAGAUGAGGAGCACUCGCAGACCCUCUGGCAAGCGUUGCGUUCCAACCGAAAAGCGGUCGCAUGGUCGAUGCUCAUUUCACUUUCGAUUGUUAUGGAAGGCUAUGAUGUCGUACUGAUUAGCAACUUCUACGCCUACCCACAAUUUACCAAAAAAUAUGGCGUCGAUUAUGGUGGUACUACAGGAACGCAGAUUCCGGCUCCGUGGCAAUCUGCCUUGAGUAUGUCCAGCACAGUGGGAACCAUCUUUGGUGGUAUGUUAAACGGUUACAUGACUUCGGUCGUCGGUUAUCGAUGGGUGAUGAUCGCUGCUCUCGCUCUUCUCAAUGGCCUACUCUUCAUCGUAUUCUUCGCGCCUUCGAACGGGGUUCUAGUUGCAGGUGAACUGCUCUGCGGUUUGACUUGGGGUGUCUUUGCCAUUGUUGGCCCAGCGUAUGCGUCCGAAGUAUGUCCUACCAACCUUCGUGGAUAUCUCACUGUCUAUGUCAAUCUAUGUUGGGCAAUCGGACAAUUCAUUGCAGCGGGCGUUCUGCAAGGAUUGGUGGAUAGAAACGAUGAGUGGUCUUAUCGUAUUCCAUUUGCACUACAAUGGAUGUGGCCACUACCUCUGAUGAUUGUUUGCUUCUUUGCCCCAGAAUCACCAUGGUAUUUAGUCCGACAUGAUCGUAUCGAAGAAGCAAAACAUUCUUUGCGGCGCCUUGGUGGAGACAAAACUGAAGAACAGAUUAAUGGACAAUUAGCUAUGCUAGUGCAUACCGCCAAGAUUGAAUCGUCCAUGGAGGUUGGAACUUCAUAUCUUGAUUGUUUCAAAGGAACUGAUUUGCGCCGCACUGAAAUCUGCUGUCUCGCUUUCGUAGGCCAGAUUCUUUCGGGAAGUACAUUCGCCUACUCACCGAGCUAUUUCUUCACAACUGCGGGCAUGAGUACCGAUCAUGCUUAUCAACUGAACCUCGGUGGUACAGCAAUUGCCUUUCUCGGGACCCUUUGUUCCUGGUGGUUGAUCACGCACUUUGGUCGACGAAUUCUAUAUGUUACUGGACAGGGAAUUCUCUGUGCAACAUUAUUCAUCAUUGGUAUAGUCAACUCCGCUUCCAGUUCAACAAGUGCUAUUUGGAUCCAAGCCGGAUUCUGCAUUUUCUGGCUACUGGUCUACUCAUUGACUGUCGGGCCCAUUGCUUACGCAAUUGUGGCCGAAACGUCUUCAGUACGUUUACGCAGUCUGACGGUAUCCCUCGCUAGAGUAUCCUAUCAAAUCACCAACGUGGUGAGUCAGGUUCUUGAACCAUACUUCAUGAACCCGACAGCCUGGAAUGCUUCUGGCAAGACCGGAUUUUUCUGGGGUGGCACGGCGCUUUUGACAUUUAUAUGGGCUUACUUCCGCUUACCCGAGGCCAAAGGUAGAACGUAUGAGGAGCUAGAUAUCAUAUUUUCCCGAAAGAUCAGCGCAAGAAAGUUUGUUUCCCAGGAGGUGGAUGCUUAUGCUGCUAGGGAGGUUGUCAGUGCCGAGAAGGACUAGAGGCUUGUCAUUGGACGUGGUGGUUACCAGCGUUGU
This is a messenger RNA of Talaromyces stipitatus ATCC 10500, 1740 nucleotides long. Its product is annotated as sugar transporter, putative. Bases 97 to 1704 code for a protein of 535 amino acids. The record is from RefSeq and is a predicted model, not a curated record. Gene Ontology annotation, biological process: transmembrane transport; carbohydrate transport. Gene Ontology annotation, cellular component: membrane. The transcript has 2 exons. Gene Ontology annotation, molecular function: carbohydrate:proton symporter activity. Lineage: Eukaryota; Fungi; Ascomycota; Eurotiomycetes; Eurotiales; Trichocomaceae.